AUGGAUUUAAACUUCACGCUCUCAGGGCGCGACUUGGCCGGCUUUGGCGAGCUGGCGCAGAGACUCUUUGGGAAUAAGUCCCUGUUUCCACUGGAUAACAGCACCACUGCGUCCCCAUCGGAGGAGGAAGACCUGGAAGUCAACACGGACGUGUACUCCAAAGUGAUAGUCACCGUCAUCUACGUGGCUCUGUUCGCUGUGGGCUUUCUGGGGAACUCCAUCACCCUGUACACCCUGCUGACCAAAAAGACCCUGCAGAACCUCCAGAGCACCGUGCACUACCACCUGGCCAGCCUGGCCGUCUCCGACCUGCUCAUCCUGGUGCUCUCGAUGCCCAUCGAGCUGUACAACUUCAUCUGGUUCCACCACCCGUGGGUGUUCGGGGACGCCUUGUGCAGGGGUUACUACUUCCUCCGGGACAGCUGCUCCUACGCCACCGCGCUCAACAUCGCCAGCCUGAGCGUGGAGCGAUUCAUGGCCAUCUGCCACCCGUUCAAAGCCAAGAGCAUCAUGUCCCGCAGCCGCACCAAGAAGCUCAUCAGCGCCAUGUGGUUCGCGUCCUUCGCCCUCGCCACGCCGAUGCUCUUCAUCAUGGGCCAGGUGAUGCGCAACGGCGAGAAGAUCUGCACCGCUACAGUUGCGCCCGUCACACUUAAGAUUGUGCUUCAGGUGAAUGCAUUUCUGUCCUUUGUGAUACCCAUGCUGGCCAUAUCUGCACUGAACGGGAUUAUCGCCAAUCAGCUGCUGCGAAUGUUCCGCGAGGCAGAGCAAGACAACCGUGUCUGCAUCAUUGGGGGAAAUCCCACCAUCUUGAACGUCACCGUGGAGCCCAACCGCGCCCAGUCGCUUCGCCACGGAGUUCUCGUCCUCCGAGCGGUGGUCAUAGCCUUUGUGGUCUGCUGGCUGCCCUAUCACGCUCGCCGCCUCAUGUUUUGCUACGUCUCUGACUGGUCCAAUGACUUGUACGACUUCUACCACUAUUUCUACAUGCUGACCAACAUCCUGUUCUACGUUAGCUCGGCCAUCAAUCCCAUCCUCUACAACCUGGUCUCAGCCACCUACCGUCAGAUCUUCUUCUCCACGCUACGCUACUUCUGCAUGCCCUGCCGCCAUAAACCCAGGAGGCACCUCCACCCCCUGACCCGCCACUCCAUCAGCAUCUCCAGCAACCACACCCUCUCAACCAACAUCAUCAAAGAGACGGCCUACUGAUCAGGCUGCGAUGUCAUACACUUUCUCAUACUAUAAUCCCGGUCGCUGCGGGGGUUACUGGUCCAGCUUCAUGGAAAUCCUGCCACUGGUUUGGACACUGCACACUGAUCUAGUUCUGGGGCCACCAUGAUUGUCAUGUGGGGUGAAGUGUUCACUCUUAGACCACUGUGAUUUAAUUUAAGAUGCACAUUUUAUGAUGUUAUUGUGUGAUGUGCCUUCAUUUAGUAUGACAUGAGUUUGUGAAAUCAUCAAAAACAAAAUCAUGGAUUGAAGGGAGGGUUGAGGACUGGUUUUUCCUACUCUGAUAUUACGGUGAUUAUAACUACUUACUAUCAGAACUAAGAUCUUAUAAAAAUCUCUAGAAUCUGUGCUAAUCAGCAUGAGUGACAAGUUUAUCCUUAAUUAAUUUGUAAUUAAGGAUGUAUAAUUCAGC
Messenger RNA from Chelmon rostratus (copperband butterflyfish), 1645 nucleotides. RefSeq names its product neurotensin receptor 1 (high affinity) (gene ntsr1). Gene Ontology annotation, molecular function: G protein-coupled neurotensin receptor activity. The transcript is spliced from 4 exons. The record is from RefSeq and is a predicted model, not a curated record. Bases 1 to 1212 code for a protein of 403 amino acids. NCBI's taxonomy places the organism in Eukaryota, Metazoa, Chordata, Actinopteri, Chaetodontiformes, Chaetodontidae. Gene Ontology annotation, biological process: neuropeptide signaling pathway. Gene Ontology annotation, cellular component: plasma membrane.